CUGCUUGACCUCACCAAACAAGAAAUGACAGCUGCUAUUUUACAAUAUCAGCAACUGCUAAGCAAAGGCGUAUAUGCUUUAUUUUACUAUGCUGGCCAUGGAUAUGAAUGUUCAGGCAGAAAUUAUUUGGUUCCCAUUGAUGCUCCUCAGCCAUAUAGACGAGAAAACUGCAUUAGUGUUCAACGCAUAAUGAAAAUAAUGCAAGAAACCCACACAUCAGUUAAUGUUGUGUUACUGGACACAUGUAGAAAAUGGUAUAACCAGGAAUUUAAUCCUUCCGAGAUAAGGCCACUUGAACCUUUGGGAAACACAGUCUAUGGCUAUGCUAC
Polypterus senegalus (gray bichir) is the source of this 329-nucleotide messenger RNA. Its product is annotated as mucosa-associated lymphoid tissue lymphoma translocation protein 1-like. Gene Ontology annotation, molecular function: cysteine-type endopeptidase activity. The transcript has 3 exons. The record is from RefSeq and is a predicted model, not a curated record. The annotation marks the transcript as partial. Lineage: Eukaryota; Metazoa; Chordata; Cladistia; Polypteriformes; Polypteridae. Gene Ontology annotation, biological process: proteolysis.